UGUCAGAGUUUGUUCUGAAGACACUGGAGCUCAACGGAAUAAUAUAACUGUCUUAAUUUCAUCAGCAGCAGACAGAAUGACGGUUCCUGAAGGGAUUCAUCUGUUUCUGUUUGUUCUUCUUAUGGUCUUCUGCACCGGCUCAAAAGAAAAGUUAAUAAUUGUGCCUGAAAAAGCAGUAGAAAUUAAAGAAGGAUCAUGUGUGACCAUCCCCUGUGCUUACAAAAAAGAAAAUGACGAAACAUCUACACUGUUGUGGUUUAAAGAUCCAAAAUAUGAGUCACAAAUGUAUAUCGGGACUAUUGUAUACAGUAACACAAGGGAACGUCCCCAGUCAUCAGAUUACUCCAGCAGAGCUGAAUACAUCAUCAAUGCAACAUCACUGAAGCAGCAAACACAGCAGGAUAACAACUGGAUAAAAUGUGAUUUAAGAAUCACCGAUCUUCAAAAGACAGACAGUGGGAAAUACAUGUUUAGAUUUAUUUAUUCCACGAGAAAGUUCAUGAGUGAUGCUCUGACUCUCACGGUUACAGACAAUCCUUGUAAGGUGCACAUUGAACCAUCAGAGCUGAUAAAUCCACUCCAAGAGUCAGAAGAAUUGACUGUUCGCUGUUCCACAUCUGGUUCCUGUGAUUCUUAUCCUGAAUGGCUCAUCCAUACAUCAGGACAAAAGCAAGAGUGGAUUUCCUCCUUGACAACUCAUAUGAUCGGACUGACUGAAGAGGAAGGAGGAGACCGAAAGGUCACCAAAUUAAAGCUCAAUGUGACAUGGAAAGAUGAUAACCGCACUCUGUCUUGUCGUCCAGCGAAGAGUGAGGACAGCUGCCAGAUCAGAAAUAUCACACUGUCUGUGGAAUAUGCUCCUAAAGACACAAAGGCAACCGUGAGCUCUGAAGAUGUAAAGGAGGGAGGUUCAGUCACUCUCUCCUGCAGCAGUGCAGGACGCCCUGAUGUCAGCUUCACAUGGUUCAGAAACGAGAAAACAGAAAAAGCUCAACAAAUGUCUGUCUGGAAACUAAUUAAUGUGAAACAGGAAGACAGUGGAGAAUAUUACUGUGAAGCUGAAAACAAGCAUGGAGCAAAUAAAUCAAAUAGCAUUAGAAUUGAUGUGAAGUAUGGUCCACAAGGCGUCACAGUUCAUCCUCUGGUCAGUGUUACAGAUCUCAAAGAGGGAGGCAAACUAAAACUCAAGUGUUCAGUCCAGAACAGUAACCCAACAGUCAAUCAGUUUACAUGGUACAAAAAUUCCCAAGCCCUGUAUAAAACUGGCGAGACACUCAUCAUCAGUGAAGUUACUGCAGAGGACAGAGGAUCUUACUAUUGUCAGGCUGAUAAUGGGAUAAAAACUGUGAAAUCAGGUGACCUCUGGGUUUCUGUAAUGUAUUCACCAAGAAACAUCAAAAUCGAGGGCUCUGCCUCUGUAAAAGUGGGCACUCCACUGACUUUGACGUGCUCAGCUGAUGCUAACCCUCCGUCACUCAUGUACACAUGGAAGCACAAACCUGGACUGUCUUCUUUCCCGUUAUCAGUAAAAACUGGACAGUUAAACAUUUUGAAAAUGACCAUUCAACAUGCAGGGCAGUACACAUGUGAUGUUACCAACACUAUUGGCACAAGAUCACACACCAUUACAGUUGGUGUGCUUUAUCCUCCAUCUAAUCUCAGUUUGAUCAUGAAGGAGGAAGUGAGAGAGUUUGAAGUGAUCUCCAUUAUCUGCUCGGUUCAAAGCUUUCCUGACUCACAGCUCACAGUGACAGGACCUCGGGGUGAUCUGAAAUCUGUUCAGAAGAAUCGAGUGAACAGCACUGCAUCUGCAAACAUGUUUACACAAUACUUCAAUGUCUCUGAGUCAGAUGCAGGGAUGUACACAUGCAAAGCAGAAAAUUCAGAAGGAAAUUCAGAAACUAAACGAGAGCUAAUUGUGUUGCAUGCACCUAAAAAUGUGAGUGUAAGCUCUAAAGGAGAACAGAAAUCUGGGAGUGAGCUGACCCUUACAUGUGAGGCUCACUCCAAACCUGCUCCAUCCUCAUAUGAGUGGAAGAAACGCUUUAAUGGGAGAAUAAACACUGUCGGACAUGAACAGGAACUACAAUUUACCUCUCUGAAAGUCACUGAUUCUGGUCAGUACGUCUGUAUUGCUCAUAAUUCCAUUGGAAAAACAGAAUCCACAUCUGUAGAGAUCAAGGUCAAGUAUGCUCCAAACAUGAAUAUUGUCCAUAACAUGACAACUUUAACUCAGUGGAAUUGGGAGAUUCCAGUCCGUCUGACCUGCAGUGCAGAUGCGUAUCCUGCCGUCACGGAGUACAAAUGGUACAGAGAGGAGGAUAACACCACGGUAGUAUCACACCAGCAGAACUUCACUGUUUGGCAAAAGAGCCCAGGAAUGUAUUACUGUACAGCAGCCAAUGCUAUCGGAAAAUCACAAUCCAAAAGCAUCAAGUUAUUUAUCAGCAGCAACUUUCUCAUGCUCUAUCACAUCAUCUUUCUCCUGUUGAUUCUCUCUGGUGCGACCAUCUUCCUGAUACACAGGUUAAUCAUCAAGCCAAGAUUUGAUCAACAAAGUGAAACAGAUCCUUUCUACCUUUUCCCGUUCCCAUCCGAAACUACUACAACUGUAUAUUACUAUGGAACUGUCAGCAAAAAUAGCAGCAAAAAAAAUUACUGAUGCAGAAGUCCAAACCAUAGCAUCUGAAAACUGAAUUUCCAAAGAGAGGAACCUGAUUAUGAGGAUGUUUGUGCUGCUUGUGCUCCACCGCCUUCAUAGACUGAUUCCAAUGGCAGUGAAAAGGAAGUGAAUUAUGCCACUGUCUUUGCCCGCUUUUUUUUCUGAAAUGCAUUACUGUAUAUUUACAUAGAGGCACCAUUAUGUAGAGUAUGUCUGGCACAUAGACUCACAAGGACUCUAGGAUGCCCCAAAUUACCACUUUGGAAUUGUGUUUUUAAUUGUUUAUUUUAUUCUAUAUACACAAACACAUUUGAACCAUAAAUAAUGUGGUGAAUUACAUUUCAAAUCUGUAAACUAAUUGAAAACUAUUAGUGUAAGUGAACUUACUCUCCUGUCACUUCAACAUACUUUCAUGAUGUUAACAACAUGAAGAACAUGAUAGAAAACAAAUGCUUUUCCAGUAUCCCAAAGCAAAAAAAUUCUAAAUGCAGUGAUGCAAUGCUGAAAAGGUUAAGCAUUGCCUUACAAAUUGGUCAUUUCAAAAUCAGAUUAAACAGAAUAUCGGUUGUGAUGAUUCCAGUAUGAGACAGGUUGGGGGAAAGAAAUUGGGGGCAGCGUCAGUGAGAAUGCCAAGCUUAUUUUUGCCAUCCCAGCCAUGUAAAGCAUAGCUACAGAUUAUGAUCAGUAUGUAACUUGAUCAAAGAAGAGAGGCAAGCUGAGUCAUUUAAAGAGGAUGGAUUGAUGGAUUGAUCAAUUUCUGGUCCCAGUCCAUCAGAAUUAGUGUUUGUACGAA
Molecule: messenger RNA, 3455 nt
Organism: Carassius auratus (goldfish)
Lineage: Eukaryota; Metazoa; Chordata; Actinopteri; Cypriniformes; Cyprinidae
Product: B-cell receptor CD22-like
Exons: 13
Coding region: 77-2662 (861 amino acids)
Biological process (GO): negative regulation of B cell receptor signaling pathway; B cell activation; regulation of B cell proliferation
Cellular component (GO): recycling endosome; extracellular exosome; external side of plasma membrane
Molecular function (GO): sialic acid binding; CD4 receptor binding; protein phosphatase binding
Source: RefSeq, a predicted model, not a curated record